Molecule: messenger RNA, 3866 nt
Organism: Micropterus dolomieu (smallmouth bass)
Lineage: Eukaryota; Metazoa; Chordata; Actinopteri; Centrarchiformes; Centrarchidae
Gene: dpysl2a
Product: dihydropyrimidinase like 2a
Exons: 14
Coding region: 277-2025 (582 amino acids)
Cellular component (GO): cytosol; cytoplasm
Molecular function (GO): hydrolase activity, acting on carbon-nitrogen (but not peptide) bonds, in cyclic amides
Source: RefSeq, a predicted model, not a curated record
GCUUGUCUGGUCUUCUGGGACCUUUUCUAGCAGCAAAUCCAAGGAUAGGACUAUCCGGCAAAGAUACAAGUACUCAUUAAAUAGUGUGUGUCAGGCUGCACUACUUGCUAGCGACAGAAUUAGUUAAGCAGGCGCAGAUCACCCAGGGCGUCGACUGGCCAACAAGCAGAGCAUCCAUUCAUCCUUUCAUUGGCAGCUGAGGUUUUCCAGUCUAGCUAGCUAGCUAGCGUUAGCCAAGAGGCAGGGGACAGCUGUGUGAGAGCAGGCAUCUUCAAAAUGUCGGGUUACCAAGGGAAGAAGAACAUUCCACGAAUUACAAGUGACCGUCUCCUCAUCAAAGGAGCAAAGAUAGUGAAUGAUGAUCAGUCAUUCUUGGCUGAUAUCUACAUGGAGGAUGGAGUCAUCAAGCAAAUAGGAGACAACCUCAUUGUUCCUGGCGGAGUUAAGAUCAUAGAGGCUCAUGGGAGAAUGGUGAUGCCUGGGGGUAUCGACGUGCAUACCCGAUUCCAGAUGCCUGACCGAGGCAUGGUGGCAGCAGAUGACUUCUACCAGGGCACCAGGGCGGCCCUGGCUGGGGGAACGACUAUGAUCAUUGACCACGUGGUGCCGGAGCCUGGCGUCAGCCUGGUUGCUGCUUUCAAACAGUGGAGGGAGUGGGCUGACAGCAAGUCCUGCUGUGACUAUUCUCUGCAUGUGGACAUCACCGAGUGGAACAAAGGCACUCAAGAAGAGAUGGAGGCCCUAGUGAAGGAUCAUGGUGUCAACUCUUUCCUGGUCUAUUUGGCUUAUAAGGAUGUUUUCCAACUUUCUGACUCUCAGAUCUAUGAGGUGUUCAGUGUCAUCAGAGACCUUGGAGCCAUUGCGCAGGUGCAUGCUGAGAAUGGAGACAUUAUUGCAGAGGAGCAGAGACGUAUUCUAGAGCUGGGGAUCACUGGCCCUGAAGGUCAUGUGCUUAGCCGCCCAGAGGAGGUGGAGGCCGAGGCAGUCAAUCGCUCUGUUACCAUAGCCAAUCAGACCAACUGUCCCCUCUACAUCACCAAGGUGAUGAGCAAGAGCGCUGCUGAUGUCAUUGCCCUAGCCAGGAAAAGGGGUGCUGUGGUUUAUGGAGAGCCCAUAUCUGCCAGCUUGGGCACCGAUGGUACUCAUUACUGGAGCAAGAACUGGGCCAAGGCGGCAGCCUAUGUCACUUCUCCACCACUUAGCCCUGAUCCCACCACACCCGAUUACCUCAACUCUCUGUUGUCAUGUGGGGACUUGCAGGUGACUGGAAGUGCUCACUGCACUUUCCAGACUUCUCAGCGUGCCAUAGGCAAAGAUAACUUCACCCUAAUCCCAGAGGGCACUAAUGGCACUGAGGAGAGGAUGUCCAUAAUCUGGGACAAAUGUGUGGUGACUGGCAAGAUGGAUGAAAACCAGUUUGUGGCAGUGACCAGCACAAAUGCAGCCAAGAUCUUCAACCUGUUCCCCCGCAAGGGCCGCAUCGCUGUGGGGUCUGAUGCCGACCUCGUGUUGUGGGACCCAGACUUCACUAAGAUCAUCUCAGCUAAGAGUCACAACCUGGCUGUGGAGUAUAACAUCUUUGAGGGCACAGAAGUGCGUGGAGGACCUGUGGUGGUGAUCAGCCAGGGCAAGAUUGUGUUGGAGGAGGGCAGCCUUCACGCCACGGAGGGCUGCGGGCGCUACAUCAGCCGUAAACCCUUCUCUGACCAUGUGUACAAGAGGAUAAAGGCUCGCAGCAGGCUCACAGAUUUGCGAGGAGUCCCCAGGGGCCAGUAUGACGGGCCGGUGUGUGAGGUGACUGUGACUCCCAAGAUGUCCACCGUCUCCUCGGUGAAGACUUCCCCUGCCAAGCAGCAGCUGAAGCAGCAACAACAACAGCAGUCUACUCACCAGCCAGUGCGCAACCUUCACCAGUCUGGUUUCAGUCUGUCUGGUGCCCAAAUUGAUGACAACGUUCCUCGUCGCACCACUCAACGCAUCGUGGCUCCCCCCGGUGGAAAAGCCAACAUCACCAGCCUCGGCUAAGCUCUUUUCUCAACUGAGCCGGGGGAUGCAGGGCAACAAGGGACCAGAGGGCCACUCUUAACCACUGUCACAUCACAUCUGGUCACCUCUGACUCCCCCAGCAUCCCACCCAAAGCACUCCAUCCAUUCUUAUUCACACACUACACUCAACAAAAAAAGAAAAAUGAAAGCACUAUUUUCAUGUUGUUUUAUCCAUCGUCAAGGAAGGUUCAAGUGAAUUGAAGCAGUGUUUUUUUGCUGUUUUUUUAAGCCCAGUUUGUUUAUUGAUAAUAUUGAUAUGUUUACAUUUUUAUAUACUUUUUUUGCUGUACAUGUUUAAGCUGUUAUUUGCCCUCUUGACUCAUAAAGUUGCCAGAAGCGGUCCGUGUCAUGAGCGGGCAUUUAGAAACUUCAGGUGUUUACAAUUUUUCUUAAUGCACUCGCUGUUCAUUUCGCACAUAUAAGUAGGAAUGUGAUGGUGGUCAUGUUAUAGUGCCACCUUCAGUUCAAAAUAAAGCCUCCUACACUGUAAGAUUGCUGUUUUAUUACAAAAAUACUAAUCAUGAACGAUUAAACUGUAGAAUAUGGUUUCCGCUUCUUAUAACAUCUAAUUUUAUCUGACGUUUGCAGUAUUUGAUUUUUGUGUAGGUACUGUGUGCAGCUGAACAAUUCACCUUGGUCUUCCUUUUGUGGUUUUACUUUUACUUUUUAAAAAUUAAUGUUUUAUGUUUUUAUCACUUUAAGUCAUUUUGGAAAGCGCUGACUGCACUAAAAGGAAAAGAAAGGGUAUUUAAGGGUUAAACCACUCAUUCAACUCACUCUGAAUAUGAAGGGGAGGAACGACUGGCACAUAACAUUUUCUCUGAGAAACAUGAACCUUAUCCUUCAUUUCAUUGUUUUGUUUUUCCUCAUGUUUGUUAAGAGGUUGUCAUGGCAACAAGCUUCCAAUAAUGACACCGGUGUAUAUUGUUCUGGAUACAAACAGACACUAUGGAGAAGCCAGAUGGGAAAUUUGCAGACAGCCUCUCUGCACCUGGUGCUAUAUGAUCAUUGCUGUAUAUGUGUAGAUGAUGUCCACGUCCACGCAGCAGUUGUGUAAGCUUUGUAAUAACAGCAGUCAGUGGAGUCAUCCAUUUACCCAGUUUUGACAGAAUUUGUUUUGCACCUGUAACAAUCGAAAUGGUAAAAAAAAUUUAUGUGAGCUUGCAAUUUUUUAUUUGUGUUGGAUAUGUCUGUAUGUUUUAGGGUAUUUGUUGAAUUGAACUACUUGCCUGCCUGUUCUGUAAGAUAUUGAUAGCACACUGUAUCUAUGAAGGCUCUUUAAAGAAGUGGAACCGUGAUCUUUGAGACCUGAUGAAAAAUGCUUUAGUAUGUAUAUGAAAUGCCCUCACAGCGUGCUGAUGAUGUGUCCACUGUUCUCGGUGUUAGUGUUGUGAAUGAAUUUCCAGAUAUCGAGUUUUUCUUCUCUUACCUGUCUACCGGCACCAACGAUGUUGACACCAGAUUCACUCGAGGUAGUAACUGUAUUCACCAAACCACAAUGGGUGUUCAGUUUCGCUGCACUGUACAGCCAUACUGUAGAACACUGGAUUGUUUCUUCCUCAUUGCCUUGUCAAGUGUAGGUUUUGUUUGCCAAGCUAUAAUGUGAAGUGAUUUACAUUUGCGGACUUGGUAAUGGUUAUUGAGUUGUGAUGUUGAGCACUGUUUUUUGCCCCACUCCCAGCAAGUGUGAUACUCUCUCAGUCAUGUAUGUUUUGUAGGAUACAAGGGUUUGUGGGGGGGAAAUCAUCGGUUCUGUCAGCAUUUGACCCUAUCUGUGUUGACUUCAGUGGAUUAAAGUAAUAAAAAUUAAUCUUAUUGUA